This is a messenger RNA of Cuscuta campestris, 1509 nucleotides long. The record is from the annotation of a GenBank genome assembly. Lineage: Eukaryota; Viridiplantae; Streptophyta; Magnoliopsida; Solanales; Convolvulaceae.
AGGAGAGUCAACCAUGCUAAGCAUAGAACCUCUGCAAGUACCAGAGUUGAUAAGGCAAGGAUUGCUAGGGUAAGAGAAGCAACCAUACUAAGCAUAGGACUUCUGUAAGUUCUACUCUUUAUUACCAAUCUGCGAUUAAAAUCUAAUUUAUGUGUGGGCUGUGUUUUUUUUGUUUAACCAAACACCCGCCCGAACAAAACGGGUUUGACGCCCCCAUCGAUUCGCUUGGGUCCGCGUAUAUAGCACAAACCACAGAACGCGAGAAGCCGCUUCGCUGAGUGCCAACAGAAAAUUGUUGCUCAUCUUCCUGCUUAUCCCCGCCGGCCGGCCGGCCAGAACCGUGCUUAUCUCAAUCGCCGAUUCGUGGUGUCUCUUGUUCAACCUACGAUGACUGUGUCUGGGCUAACCACCUUACCAUUGAGAUACAGCCUUCACCCACCCGUACGAUGUUUUGGGUUGCCAGCCAAGAAGGUUCUGGUAUUCCCGAAUGCAUCUAGAAUGAGACUCUUGGCUGAUAAUACAAGGAAAUUCAACAUACAGCAAAGGCAUAUUGUCAAGUGCUCGAUGUCAGCUUCAUAUGGGGAUUCCAUGGGCGAUGCUGCUGCUAUUUUUCCUAGGAUCAACAUUAUGGAUCCAUACAAACGACUUGGAAUCAGCAGGGAGGCUUCUGAAGAAGAAAUCCAAUCUGCCAGGAACUUCCUAAUAAAAAAAUAUGCUGGCCAUAAACCAAGUGUGGAUUCUAUUGAAUCAGCACAUGAUAAAAUAAUCAUGCAGAAGUUCUAUGAAAGGAAGAACCCAAAAAUAAAUAUUAAGAAAAAGGUGAAGGAAGUAACUCAAUCUAAGGCUGUACAGUUUGUGACAAGCAGGUUCCGCACUCCGGCUACAUCUUUUUUGAUAAAAACUUGCAUUGCUUUCAUUGUUAUUGGAGCUAUGACGGUUCUGUUUCCAACUGAAGAAGGCCCAACUCUUCAAGUAGCCAUUUCCCUUAUCAGUACCAUUUAUUUCAUUCAUGCCCGGCUAAAGAGUAAACUCAAAGCUUUUCUUUAUGGGGCUGGGGCAUUUAUUUUCUCCUGGCUGCUAGGGACAUUCCUAAUGGUAUCUGUAAUCGCUCCCAUACUUAAAGGACCCAGGAGUUUGGAGGUUACUACUUCACUUAUAACCUAUGUGUUCUUGUGGGUCACAUCAACUUACCUUAUAUAGAGCUUCUCCUAAUUUCUUUCUCCCCGCCCCAAUUUUUGUAAGCUCGUAGUGGUAUGGUUGGGUACUACCUCUGAAUUGCCAUGAUUCUUAAUUAGGGCAUAAUGGCAUUGACAUCAUCAAUGUUUCUUCAAGGAUUUUGAGUGCAUUGUUGUGUUUGUGCAUAUUGUAGUGGAGAUAAUAAUGUGUAAUAGAUUCGACCCAAACUUGUAUUGGGUAGUCUUAUGGUAGGAGGGAGCAAAAAUCGCCAAACCGGCUAUCCCCUCCCUACUACUAACCACCCUACAUGGAUAUGUGAUGUGGACUAUUUUU